AUGGGAACCUAUCGCAUGUACACCGGCGACGACGGACAGACCCACAUCGAAACGAUUGACCUGGCCAACACCCCGGAUUGGACCGCCGCCCAGGAAGCCGCCACCAUCACUUUCAGGGAGGCCCCCGCAGGCCGUUUCCAGGACUGGCACCCGGCGCCCCGGGCCCAGUACGUCAUAAUACUGUCUGGACAGUUGGAAAUCGGUCUGGGCGACGGGUCAAAGCACAUUUUUGGCCCCGGCGACGCCCGCCUGGUUGCCGAUACCACCGGACAGGGACACACCACGGCAUCCUACGGUGACGCUCCCUGCGUUACGGCCACUAUCCCCCUGGCAAACCAAUAA
Molecule: messenger RNA, 342 nt
Organism: Geodia barretti
Lineage: Eukaryota; Metazoa; Porifera; Demospongiae; Tetractinellida; Geodiidae
Source: the annotation of a GenBank genome assembly